Molecule: messenger RNA, 3301 nt
Organism: Neodiprion virginianus
Lineage: Eukaryota; Metazoa; Arthropoda; Insecta; Hymenoptera; Diprionidae
Gene: Slh
Product: protein sly1 homolog
Exons: 12
Coding region: 537-2429 (630 amino acids)
Biological process (GO): intracellular protein transport; endoplasmic reticulum to Golgi vesicle-mediated transport
Cellular component (GO): cytosol; Golgi membrane
Molecular function (GO): syntaxin binding
Source: RefSeq, a predicted model, not a curated record
AUUCUAGAAAAUCAGUUUUGAACUAAUCGCCCAUCGAGCGCGGUAAUAAUGGUAAAACAAGGCGCACUAACUGAUCAAAUUUGAUUUCCACACACGAUACUCGAUGUAUUUCUGUUAAUAUUCUCACACGUUUACCGCAAAAAAUACAUAGUGCAAAUGUACACGUAUAUAAUCCGGUAUGUAAACUACAAAAGUAAAUUUGGAUAGAGAUACACUGCCCUUGCAGCAUACCUAUGUCCUCCAGCUGGCUGCGGUCGGAAUUGUUAUCAGAAAACGUCAGAAGUUGCGUUUAGACCAAAGGCGAAUACACAUUGUUGAAGUACGUUUGAAAAUCGCGGGGAGGACAAGUGUCAGUGCUUUGUGUUUUAGUGUUCAAGUUAAUAGCGAUUUGUGACGACUCGGGUGAUUGUAGCAGACAGCCGGUGAUGGUUCGUGGCUUGAGGCACUAGGUUUUAGGUUUGACGUCAUCACACAAGAUUUUUAACCUGUUGUUUUACAAACAUUUGUAAAAUCUGAUAGCAAACAGUAUUUCAAAUAUGAUAAGUCUCCGAGAAAAACAGAUAAAUGCUCUGAGGCAAAUGCUAAACCUCAAUGAUCCUGAAGUAAAACUCGAUGCUGCUGAACCAACAUGGAAAAUUCUCAUAUAUGACAGAGUUGGACAGGACAUAAUAUCACCAUUAGUCUCGAUCAAGGAACUUAGAGAACUUGGAAUAACGCUGCAUAUGCAGCUGCACUCUGACAGAGAUCCUAUUCCUGAGGUUCCAGCUGUUUAUUUUUGCGCACCUACUGAUGAGAACUUAGGACGUAUUGGUCAAGAUUUGCAGAAUGGUUUAUAUGACAUAUAUCAUUUGAAUUUUAUAUCACCAAUAUCGCGGCAGAAGAUGGAAGAUCUUGCUGCUGCAGCUUUGCAGGCUGGAGCAGUAGCAAAUAUUCACAAGGUUUUUGAUCAAUAUCUCAAUUUCAUAACAUUAGAGGAUGAUUUGUUUGUUCUAAGACAUCAGAACAGUGAUGCCAUCUCGUAUCAUGCUAUCAAUCGUGGAGAAAUAAAGGACACAGAAAUGGAGGGAAUUAUGGAUGCAAUAGUUGACAGUCUCUUUUCAGUGUUUGUAACCUUAGGAACAGUUCCUAUUAUACGUUGCCCAAAAGGUAAUGCUGCAGAAAUGGUUGCAAAAAAGUUAGACAAGAAACUGAGAGAAAAUGUUUGGGAUGCAAGAAAUAACUUGUUUCAGGGUGAGGUCUCUGGAACAGGAAAUUUCAGUUUCCAACGGCCAUUGCUGAUUGUGCUGGAUCGCAGUGUAGAUAUGGCAACGCCACUUCACCAUACUUGGACAUAUCAAGCAUUGGCACAUGAUGUGUUAGAACUAGCUUUGAACCGUUUAGUAGUUGAAGAAAGUGCAGGAAGAUCUCCAGCUGGUGGAGCACGGUCUAAAACGCGUGCCUGUGAACUAGAUAACCGUGAUCGUUUUUGGUCAAUUCAUAAAGGAAGCCCAUUCCCUAUGGUAGCUGAAGCAAUUCAAGAGGAAUUAGAACAAUAUCGAACUUCCGAAGAAGAAGUCAAGAAAUUGAAAUCUUCAAUGGGUAUAGAUAAUGAAACUGACGUUGCAUAUUCCAUGGUAUCUAACAAUACAGCGCGUCUCACCAGUGCUGUCAACUCACUACCUCAGCUUCUCGAAAAAAAGCGUCUGAUCGACAUGCAUACAACUAUAGCAACAGGUAUUCUGAAUUCUAUUAAAUCUAGACGUCUCGAUACGUUCUUUGAAAUAGAAGAAAAAAUCAUGAGUAAACAAACGUUGGACAGAAGUAUUUUAGACAUUAUUAAUGAUCCUGAUUGUGGAACCCCUGAAGACAAACUACGGCUCUUCGUUAUAUACUAUCUUUGUUCAAAUAUAUCAGAGACUGAGUACAACAAACAUGAGGCAGCCUUAGCUAGUGCAGGAUGUGAUUUAAACCCUCUGGCAUAUAUAAAGAGGUGGCGAGGGUACACUAGAAUAGCUGGCAUCCAAAAUCAGUACGAAGGUGGGGGUACUAAGACAGUUAGUAUGUUCUCAAAACUGAUGAAUCAAGGGUCUUCUUUAGUAAUGGAAGGCGUGAAGAAUCUUGUUGUUAAAAGACAUAACCUCCCUGUUACAAAAAUAGUUGACGAAUUAAUUGAGAUGAGGCAAUCACCACAGACUGACGAUUACCAUUACUUAGACCCCAAACAACUGAAACAAAUCGAUCAAGUUCCAAGAACUAGGACUACAUUCCAAGAAGUGAUUGUAUUUGUCGUUGGCGGUGGCAACUACAUCGAAUAUCAAAAUCUUGUCGAUUAUGUCAAGCAAAAAAGUGGAGGGGGGCCAAAUAAACGAAUUGUUUAUGGAUCAUCAACCCUUGUCAAUGCUAGACAAUUCCUGAAACAGCUGUCUCUCCUGGGUCAAGAAACACAUUGAUAAAGUAUAACUAUUAUUGUGUUUCUCCAUAAACACGGAAAAAAUAAAAUGCUCCGAGUGUAAAAACAGAUACAUAUUAUACAUGUAUAUACACAUACAUACCUAUUCAUAGAUACCUUGAUCGGAUGCCAUGCACCACUUGAGCAGUCGUUAAUAAAUAAAGUUAUGGUAUCUUUUAUAAGAAAACACAACUGUAUUCAAUUAUUGUGAAAAUCAAUUUAACUUAGUUAAGUUUAAUUUCUUUCAAUGUAUAGCUUUCAAAAAUAACAACUGUAAAAUACCUAUGUGGAACAAUUACAGUCUGGCUCUAUGUGCAGUAAACAAAACCUAAAUAAUCUGACGUUAUCACACGAAAAAAUCAUCCAACAAGUAACUUAUACCAAGAUAGAAAAAGAAAAUAUAUUUUUGAAAUAAGAAUAAAAUGUUCAUACGUACAGUUACCAUUUCUUUUUUCGAAUGAAUGCUCUGCAACAGCAUAUAAGAAAAUGAACAAAGCUUUUUCAUAUACCUAUGGAUGAACUCAAUGUUCCAAAACAUACAAACAGUGCUCUCUACCUUAAACAGACGUGAUUCAGCUGAUGUUUACUUGCAUUGAUUCAUGCUGUGACUUCUUACACCAUUUACCCAACUGUAGAAAGGAUGAAGAUGAGUGAAGUUUUGGACACAAUUUGCUAAUUGCUAAUCAACGAUGAAUUAAUGUUAAUUGCAAGUUGGACUGACUGUAAUAUAUUGCUUGUUACUCGAAAUACUGAGAAUUUUCUCAAUAAUAACGCCUGGAAAGAACCACAAGUUCACUAUAUUUGUUACUACCUAGUAUGGACUUCUAAUCUUCUGUAUAUAACUAUUAUCAAUAAAUUUUCUUUCACUCGCAA